GUUCACUCGUUCUGAUAGGCCAUCUUUUGACAGCCUUCCAUUUUCACCAGCGCGCAGCGCGCAGUCGUGCGAUGGCGGUGCUCUGUGUCCCUCAGACACAGCGGAUCACCGAUUCACGGAAAGUGCCAAAGAUGUUGGCUCGAAGUGCCCCCUGUCAGUGUCCAUCAGUGCCAGCUGUCAGUGCUGAACAGUGCCCAUCAGUGCCACAUCAAUGCCACAUAUUAGGGCCUACCAGUGCACAUCAAUGCCACAUAUCAGUGCCCAUCUGAGCUGCCCUUCAGUGUCACCCAAUGCCAUCAGUGCCAAUCAUUGCCACCUAUCAGUGCUGCCAGUCAGUGCCGCCUAUCAGUGCGCAUCAGUGCCACCUAUCAGUGCUAGUCAGUG
Staurois parvus is the source of this 384-nucleotide messenger RNA. Lineage: Eukaryota; Metazoa; Chordata; Amphibia; Anura; Ranidae. The record is from the annotation of a GenBank genome assembly.